Didymosphaeria variabile is the source of this 633-nucleotide messenger RNA. RefSeq lists its product as uncharacterized. Gene Ontology annotation, molecular function: acid phosphatase activity. The record is from RefSeq and is a predicted model, not a curated record. Lineage: Eukaryota; Fungi; Ascomycota; Dothideomycetes; Pleosporales; Didymosphaeriaceae. The transcript has 2 exons. Bases 1 to 633 code for a protein of 210 amino acids.
AUGCCCCGUCGUGGGGCAAACAGCUCGUUCGGCAGCGACGCCACGACGACGACAACCGCGCUUCCCCAGAAAACCGCAUGGCCCGCGACCUUCACAGAUGGCCUCCCACUACCCAAGAUCGUCGUCUUCGACCUGGACUACACGCUCUGGCCUUUCUGGGUGGACACGCACGUCACAGGGCCGCUCAAGGCGCAGGAAGGUGGACUCAAGGUCAAGGACCGAUACGGCGAGGGUUACGGCUUCUAUUCUGACGUCGGAGGCAUAUUCGAUGCGCUCAAGCAAAAAGGCAUACUCAUCGGCGCCGCAUCGCGCACGCACGCGCCUGACCUCGGUCGCGAAAUGCUCAGCCUUCUCAAGAUACCCAGUUCUUCUUCGUCCUCAUCACAGCGCGCAAUAGACUAUUUCGACCAUUUACAGAUAUACCCGGGGGACAAAACCACACAUUUUGAGCGGAUACAUAGGGAUACGGGGAUUGAGUUCGAAGAUAUGCUGUUCUUUGAUGAUGAGAGCAGAAAUAAGAAUGUGGAGAAGCUCGGGGUGGUAAUGAAGCUUGUAAGAGACGGGGUCACGAUAAAUGAGAUUGAUGCGGGUGUGAGGAAUUGGAGGAAGAGGCACAAUAAGGUGCCAAUUUGA